AUGUGGCUCUUGGCAAGAGGAAAUAAGCUAAGGAGUCAAUCCUUCCAUCUUAACUGGGCUUGGAUUUCCCUAGAGAAAGAGCAUUAUAUCAUCGAUGAAGACUCCAAAUUCUUAGAAGUAACCCUCAAGCGCAGAGGAUACCUGAAAGAGACAUCCUUUAUCAGUAUUGGAACCAAAGAUGGGACAGCACAAAAGGACAAAGAUUUCAAAGGAAAACCCCAAAAGCAGGUUCAGUUCAAUCCUGGCCAGUCUACAGCCAUGUGGAGAGUGAGGAUUAUUUCGGAUGGCAAAUAUGAGGCUUCGGAGACCUUCCAGAUCAUUCUUUCUGACCCUGUCAUGGCUGCCCUGGAGUUUCCAAAGAUGGCAACUGUUGAAAUCAUUGAUCCCAGUGAUGGUACGUAGUGUUAACCAGUGUAUUAUAGUAGUUGUGUUAUAGUAGUCUUUGUCCUCCUCCAGCCUCCAUAAUUCUCAUUUAGCUCUGUAAUUAUCCAAGAAUCAUAGACUUGGAGCUACAAAAGAUGUCAGAAGUCAUCUAAUGUCAUUUUACAGAUGAGGAGUUGGGGAGGCAAGAGAGUGGUUCACACAGUUUCAGGCAGCUAGCAAGUGUCUGA
Molecule: messenger RNA, 611 nt
Organism: Sarcophilus harrisii (Tasmanian devil)
Lineage: Eukaryota; Metazoa; Chordata; Mammalia; Dasyuromorphia; Dasyuridae
Product: FRAS1-related extracellular matrix protein 3-like
Exons: 3
Coding region: 1-402 (133 amino acids)
Biological process (GO): cell communication
Cellular component (GO): membrane
Source: RefSeq, a predicted model, not a curated record